AUGAGUGCUACUGAUAAUGACAAGAAUUUACUACUAGUAGAAAAGUUUGCACGGUUCAGUAGCACUACAUUUUGUGCUGAUAAAUUUUACAAGACCAUUGGCUAUGGAGUUGGAGCAAUGGGGCAUUUAGUAAUGCACAUGACGCAACAAGAGACUGCGAUCUCUCAAGGUUUUCAAGCGAUUGCAUCAAAUAUUUCAAUGGCACGUUACGUUAUCCGCUUUACCGGUGGUUUUGAAUCGUAUGCGGCAUGGAAAAAUGGAUCCUGGUGCUAUGAUGAUGAUGAUGAACAUGUGCGACGCCUUGUGAGUCUACAAGCGCUUUCUAUGAUGAUCUAUUAUCCAUUAGAGCAUGUAUCAUAUGUGGGAUUUGUAGCACCAAAGUUGCUGACUGUGGAUGCAAUGAACAUCUCACGACAGUCGUGUCGAGCAUGGGGAGUUUACAUUCUACUGGAUAUCUACGCCAAUGCACUUCGGAUUCGAGCGCUCACGACAAAGGAAAAGCAGCUGAUGGAACAACAAGAUCUUGUGGAUGAAGAGCGUUCGACUCAACUCGCAAGCAUCCAAGCUCGGCGUCGUGAACUUUAUUACGUGCAACUCCGCAACUUCUUUUACGCUGGACCUUGUAUUCACUGGUCUCUUGAGAAAGGAUUCCUCCCAGACCGCCUCGUGAGUUUUCUGUGCGCGGCAGAAGCUAUCGUCGGCCUUUGGCGUUCGUGGGCAAAUACCAAGUAA
Peronospora farinosa is the source of this 732-nucleotide messenger RNA. The record is from the annotation of a GenBank genome assembly. Lineage: Eukaryota; Oomycota; Peronosporomycetes; Peronosporales; Peronosporaceae.